This is a messenger RNA of Labeo rohita (rohu), 2288 nucleotides long. RefSeq names its product GTPase IMAP family member 8-like. The coding region runs from base 223 to 1701 and encodes 492 amino acids. The record is from RefSeq and is a predicted model, not a curated record. NCBI's taxonomy places the organism in Eukaryota, Metazoa, Chordata, Actinopteri, Cypriniformes, Cyprinidae. Gene Ontology annotation, molecular function: GTP binding. The transcript has 5 exons.
UAAGGUAGACUUAAUUCAGAAUGUGAUGCUGCUCUGCGCCACUAGAGGGAGUAUGAUUGUUUUUUCCAGAUGUGCUGCCAAGUAACACGUGAGUAACUAGAAACAAAAGUGAAAGGAACAUUAGAAGAGAAGGAACAUAUCAAGGUUUUAAACCAGUCAGCACUAGAUAUUUAAACCGCCUAUUUUGUGCUUUUUGAGAAGCCAAAAUCAAACAAAAAGAAAAUGAGUGACACAGAACCUCUGAUUUCAAAAGAAGCUGACAAUGAAUCACUUGCAUCAACAUCUGAACUCAGGAUUGUUCUGCUGGGUAAAACUGGAUCAGGAAAGAGUUCAACAGGAAACACAAUACUGGGUCAAAAAUCGUUUAAGACAGAAGCUUCACCAAUGUCAGUUACUAAACAGUGUAAGAGACAUUAUUUAAAGACUGAUGACGGGAUCAUCUCAGUGAUUGACACUCCAGGCCUGUUUGAUACAACAAUGACAGAACAGAAAAUGAAAAAUGAAAUAGAUAGAUGUAUAGAAAAGUUUCUUCCUGGUCCUCAUGCAUUUCUGCUGCUGAUCAAAGUGGGGAGAUUCACAGAAGAGGAGAACAACACAGUGAGAUGGAUUCAGGAAAACUUUGGAGAAGAAGCUUCCCGUUACACCAUCAUACUGUUCACUCACGCUGAUCAGCUGAGGCAAAAACCACUGAAUGUAUAUAUCAGUGAAAGUCGUGAUCUCCAGGCUCUUGUUGAUAAGUGUGGUGGUAGAUAUCACCCAUUCAUUAAUGAAGACAUAAUGAAUCACUCUCAGGUUACUGAACUGCUGGAGAAGAUUAAGAAGAUGGUGGAGGGGAACGGAGGACAACAUUACACUCAUGAGAUGUUCCAGGAAGCUCAGAGCAGGAUACUAAAUAAAGCACAGUUCUGGUCCAGGAAACCACGCAUUGUUCUGGUGGGUAAAACUGGAUCUGGAAAGAGUUCAACAGUAAACACCAUCCUGGGUCAAGAGUUCCCUGAAAGGAAAUCAGCAGACUGUGCUACUGAAACCUGCAAGAAACAAAAAGCUUGUGUGCCUAGAAAAAGCAUGACGUUAAUCGACACUCCAGGAUUGAUUGGCACACCAGAGGAGAAGAUAAAAGAUGAAAUCAAGAAUCUUGUCCUCAUGUCUGCUCCUGGUCCUCAUGUGUUUCUGCUGGUCAUCAGACUUGACACAACAUUCACAGAAGAAGAGAAAAACAUUAUAGAAUGGAUUCAGAAGAACAUUGGCAAAGGUGCUGUUCGUCACACCAUCAUUCUGUUCACUCAUGCUGAUGCACUUAUUGAUAAAACAUUAGAAGAGUAUCUCAGUGAAAGCAAUGACCUCCAAGCUCUUAUUAAUGAGUGUGGUGAUCAAUAUCACUCAUUCAACAAUGAAGACAUGGGAAACCGCAAUCAGGUCAAGGAGCUUCUGAGGAUGAUUGAGAAGAUGGUGGAGAAAAAUGGUUGGAAGUACUACACAAAUGCCAUGUUUCAAAAAAUUCUACAUGAAAGUUAUUUACGUAAACUGUUUAUUGCAUUAGGAGUUGGAUCAGUGGGAACAGUAGCUAUAGCAUCAGCAAGUGUCGCCCUGGUAGUAACGGAGGUGAUCUUUCCACCAGCAAUAAUAAUUGUAGGAGGAGGUUUAGUUCUAGCUGGAGCAAUUGGAGUUGGAAUACGAGCAUUAUAUAAAAGAUCUGAUUAAAAAAGAUUAGGACACUUUGCUAAUGUUUUGUCACAGAGUCUGUGGAUGGAUGACAUUAUUAUCAUGUAAUGUGUUUAAUAAAUCUUUUAUGUUUAAAUCCUCAGUAUUAUAAUUAUUCAAUCUGAGGGCUUAAUUUCAUUGUACUUAAAUUGGAGAUUAAUGGUUUAUUUUACAGGAAAAUAAGAGUUUUGUUCUGAGUUUUGAGAAAGUAACUUCAUACAUCAUCCAUACUUGUUCUUCACUCUGCUCUUAUCUGUUAUGACCAUUUUCAAUUUCAUGUUUAAACAGUUUGUGUAACUCUUUGAUGACUUUAUAUGCUUCAUAUAUGCUUUUGAAUAUGUUUUAAUCAGCAUGAAAAAAUAUAUUUUUUUAAUAUUUCCAAUGUAAUUUCCCAUUUUCACACAAUGAUAGUUGUUGCACGUCAUUUAAUUGAUUUACAUAUAUGAUUAAAUAUAAAUUAUUAUAAUAUAAUAUUGUACAUUAAUUAUAUAUGAAAAUAUUAAUUGUAUAUGAUUAUAUAUGAUUAAAGGCCAGCACUGUGUAAACUCCGUAAGCAAGAAUGUAAUAAAAUCAGACUGAUUAACUUA